UUUAAAACGAUAGAUACUACAAAAAUUGACAAGUCUUCCAUCCCAAUGGACUCUGCCAGGAGGAGUGCACAUGCAAUGGCAAGGUGAAGUGUGUGAAGUUCAGCUGUGGCCCCAUGACAAGUGUGAGGUGAAGAAUGGUGUCAGGGCUUGCCAGGCUGUUGGAAAGGGAGUCUGCACUAUCUCAGGCGACCCACAUUACAACACCUUUGACAACAGCACCUAUGACUUCCAAGGCACCUGCACCUACACUGCAGAUCAAGGCUGCCAUCUAGAGGGCACACACCUCAAGCCCUUCUCUGUGGUGGUGGAGAACGAGAAGUGGUACGGCAUGUCAAACCAUCCAAACGUAUCCGUUGCCAAGCUUGUGGCUGUAGAAGUCUAUGGUAACACCAUGGUUCUAAGGAAGAAUCAAGCGGGAAUGAUAAUGGUAAAUGGAAUUAUGAUGAGCCUCCCUGUGACUCUAAACAACGGAGCAGUGCAGGCCUACCAAGAGGGCACCUAUGAUGUCAUCACAACAGACUUCGGCCUGAGAGUCACCUAUGACCUUGUAUACCACCUCAUUGUCACCGUCCCUGGCAACUACAGGGACAAGACCUGUGGUCUGUGUGGCAAUUUAAACGACAACAAGAAUGAUGAGUUCCAACUGCCUGAUGGGAAUAUAACCAAGGACCUCAUGACCUUUGGGGCAGCCUGGAAGAUCAGUGUGCCGCAUGUGGUUUGUGAGGACGGCUGCAGCGGAGAAUUCUGCCAAGUGUGACGCUAAGAAUAAAACCAUAUUUGAGGCCGACUGUAGUCUCAUCACAAACCCUAAAGGUCCCUUUGCCUCCUGCCACAAUGUGAUAGACUCCGCCUCUUACUUCAGAGAUUGUGUCUAUGAUGUCUGCUUAUCUGAGGGAGACCGUAAGGUUCUCUGUGACAGCAUAUCAGCAUACAUGAUCGACUGUCAGGACUUUGGGGUGAACAUCAGUAACUGGAGAACACCAACCUUCUGUCCCCUGGACUGUCCUGCCAACAGCCACUACUAGACCUGCUCUGAGAUCUGUGCCACCCCAUGUCCCGGCCUCUCUGACAUUAUCACCUGCCCCACCACCUGUGCGAGGGCUGUGCAUACAAUGCAGACUACUACUUCAAUGGGACAGGCUGUGUUAAGUGGGACCUGUGCAGCUGUUACCACAAAUGACGCACC
Messenger RNA from Coregonus clupeaformis (lake whitefish), 1186 nucleotides. Its product is annotated as IgGFc-binding protein-like. NCBI's taxonomy places the organism in Eukaryota, Metazoa, Chordata, Actinopteri, Salmoniformes, Salmonidae. The transcript is spliced from 4 exons. The record is from RefSeq and is a predicted model, not a curated record. The coding region runs from base 71 to 757 and encodes 228 amino acids.